CAUUCUGCAGAGAAAUUAGAUCGUGAGCGCUUAGUGAUUCUUAAAUAUGAUUGGUUCUUGCAUUUAGAUCUUCGCUAGAUCUAAAUGCAGAAUUAGCUAAUAAUAAUAUCAUAAUAAUGAAUAUCAUAAUAAAGAAUUAUUAAGCAUUCACUGACUGUUUUCUUUGCUGAACGCAGCCAAUGUCAUAUUGCCGCGAGUUUCAUUGUCAGUGCAAGAGUUCGUUCCGUCAAUCGUUCUUUUAGUAAGAAGAUACAGGUAGAAGAUACAGUAAGAAGAUACAUACAGGGUAGUUUGUCCGAAGCAAUUAAUCAAACUGCUAUAAAGAAAAGUAAGAAAUGGAAGUGGCAGGUGGCAUUCAAUGGUUAGAGCAGGCACAAACGAAAAUUAUGAAUGAUGAUAAUUCAGAUCGCGUGAAACAUGAUAAUAUCCAAAAUACUGUGAAAGAAACUAUAUCAAGUGCAAGAAAUCAAAGCGACAAUAUUGAUGAAUACGUAAAAGAUGUAAACGAACGUUACGAACUUGCAGAGGCAAGAAGCGCCGUUAAACAUAUCGAAUAUAUUAUGAAAUAUAUUGUCGAUGAGAAUUUUGUGUACCCGAAGGACUAUGACAAAUGGACGAACGAUGAAAAAUAUGAAUAUGCAAUAGAUAGCAUUAUAAAAAAAUCUAUCCCAAAUAUACCAGACUCCGUAUCCUAUCUUUUACCGGCCGUAAAGUAUCGGGGAGAUUGCGGUCGAAAUUCAACGGACAAGCCGCUCUGGUUAGACAUGGAAAUGUUCCAGAGAGGUCAAAAGUUCGUGCGAGACCAUGAUUUCUCGAAUUUCGUCGCUAACGCGUUGUCGCUUUUCGUGAUAUUCUCUUCCACAAAUGGUCUUAAACCGUUAAUCUUCAGCCGACAAUCUCACACGCCGUAUUUAGCGUUCAAGAGGUACGUAUCCACGGCUUGUCGUGUAACAAAUUGGAUGACGUACGAUCCGUGGACUGUUGGCACGCGAGCCUACAACGACGUGCAAGCUGUGCGCAGAAUGCAUCGUGCGGUGCGAUUGCAACUCUGCGAGCGCGACGAUGUGGAGAUAGAUAUGGCCUGUAAAAUUCGAAAUCCAUGGUGUCCGGACAGAGAGACAAUUUUAGAAGACUUUUCUUCCUGUCCAGCUUUAAUGAAAAACGGUAUAAAUAUAUGUGAAAUAAUCUCACAAUCAGCCAAAGGAUUGAAUCAAGCUGACAUGGCAGCCACGCAAUUCGCUUUUCUCGGGUUAAUUGUGUUGUACCCUCACGAGCUCGGCUUUCAUGCUAGCGAUGAAGAUAUGGCAGCCUUUUGUCACACAUGGAGAGGUCUAGGAUAUCUUCUUGGUAUGGAGGACCAAUAUAAUUUCUGCCGCGGCAGUCUGAAAGAGAUUAAGCAAAGAUCGCGCGACUUUGUCGAAUUUUUUAUGAAGCCCAGCUUGUUGAAAGUAACACCUGAAUGGGAACAUAUGUUGAGAUGCUUUAUAGAAGGUUCAGUUUACUUUGGUAAUAUUUGUUCUUUCAAAGUAUUUCUACUGUUCGUCACCGAUUUAUUAAACUUUGAUAUGCCACGUAUGCGAAGUACACUCACUUAUUCUGAACGGUUACUUCUUAUGCUCUUACGUUUUACACUUCGUUAUGCCUGUAAAUUACGAUUCGUAAGAGAAUGUUUGAAUAAGAUAUUUCAGAAGACACUCGAUAAAGCAGUCAAAGCUGGACCUGAAAAGCAUAAGAAAUUCAAGAAGAGAUCUCAAAAGCUUGUAGACGAGGAUUAAUAAUAUUUAAUGCAGACUCGGAGUGCAUUAUUGGGUAUUACUAUAUGUAGAUAUUAAAUAUUAGUGAGCAUUAAUAAGCAUUAAUAGAAUAAUAUAUAUUAACGAAAUAAGGCAAUAUUAGAUGAUGUUAACUUAUAUUAUGAAUAUUUUUCUGCAUUCUGAAAUCAUAAGAAAGUAUAAAAUAAUAGAAUAUAAUAAUACAAUGAAACGUAAUAAAAGAGGAAUAAAGGAGGAAGAAAGAGAAA
Molecule: messenger RNA, 2020 nt
Organism: Wasmannia auropunctata (little fire ant)
Lineage: Eukaryota; Metazoa; Arthropoda; Insecta; Hymenoptera; Formicidae
Exons: 5
Coding region: 336-1775 (479 amino acids)
Source: RefSeq, a predicted model, not a curated record